AUGUGCCGGAGGACCUUUACCCACCACAUGCAUCAUGAUGUGCGACAACUCAUGAUAACCAGCCUCGACCAUGAAAACCACACCGUUUACGCUAACCCUCUCCGUACAGUCUUCCACCGAUGCGAGAUAGACGUUCCGAUCCCACAGCAUUGGCUCCUCAACAACCCCUAUCCACCGUGCGCAUACCACAGCUGCUGCCACCUUUCCAACGAGGUCGAGUUCUGCUCCGAAUUCAUUGAUGAGCUAUUAGACGCUUAUUCUUCCGACGAGGAACUAGAACCCGAAAUGUGUCCGUAUUUCGUACGACAGCACCGACACAGACGUCUGGAGUACCUGGGCCAGCCCGAGUCUUACGCCCAGGAAUGUCCGGCCACUUGGCAAGAGGGCGUAGAGGAGAUCUCGGAGAUCUCGUUCCCUUAUUUCGAGCAGGACCAGGAGCAGCUGUUCAGGUACGCGGUCCAGCUGUUUCGCUUGUGCGAGGAAUACUAUCAACUAGAGCAGGACGCCGAGACGCUGUUCCUGGUUUACCGCGACCUCGCUACGGGCUUGCCGCGAGGCGAUCCCCGGAUAUCCGUCGUGGAAGAGCAAGUGGUAAACAUCCAGGCCAGGCUCACUCAGAAGAAGCAGGAGCUGUUCUCGAAGAUGGUCUGGGCGAAGGGUCUGAGCCCCGAGAAGUACUCGAAGGGCUUUAUACCCGUAUGGUGGUUGCGGAUGUGGGCGCUGAAGCAGCAAGCAGAAGAGGAAGAAUCAGAGUACUAUUCCUCGAGCGGAUAUAGUUCGUGA
Molecule: messenger RNA, 783 nt
Organism: Daldinia caldariorum
Lineage: Eukaryota; Fungi; Ascomycota; Sordariomycetes; Xylariales; Hypoxylaceae
Exons: 1
Coding region: 1-783 (260 amino acids)
Source: RefSeq, a predicted model, not a curated record